AUGGCUCCAACCAUUGAAGAGCUUGACGCGACUGUCCGCGCCUUCUAUGAAGGCCGAGGUGAAUCGCAAAAGGUUGCUCAAGCAGCUCUCAACCAGUUCAAGGAAGAUCCAGAUGCUUGGUUACUGGUCGAUAAGAUCUUGCAAGAUGCUACAUAUCCGCAGACGAAAUACUUGGGCUUGCAAGUACUCGACAGUGUCAUUAUGACCAGGUGGAAGGUUCUUCCGAAGGAGCAAUGCCAAGGAAUUCGCAACUUCGUGGUCGGCUUCAUCAUCCAGUCCUCCGGCUCCGAAGAAUCCCUCAAAACCCAACGAACCCUCCUCAAUAAGCUCAACCUCGUCCUUGUCUCUAUCCUCAAGCAAGAGUGGCCCCACAACUGGCCCACCUUCAUCAACGAAAUCAUCUCCUCGUGCCAUACAAGUCUGUCGAUAUGUGAGAAUAACAUGGCGAUUCUGCGGUUGCUAUCCGAAGAGGUUUUUGACUUCUCGGCGGACGCAAUGACCUCGACGAAGACGAAGAACUUGAAGCAAACUAUGUGUGCGGAGUUUUCAUCCAUCUUCCAGCUCUGCAACGAGGUUUUGAACUCUGCCACCCAGGCAAGUUUGAUCAAGGCCACACUCGAGACCCUCCUCAAAUUCUUCAACUGGAUCCCACUUGGCUAUAUCUUCGAAACCCCCAUCAUCGAUACGUUACGUACGCGAUUCCUGGAAAUGCCAGAGUUCAGAAAUGUGACUUUGAAAUGCUUGACGGAGAUUGGUGGUCUACAAACUGGUCAAAACAACGCCUACGAUGAGAAGCUGGUCCAGAUGUUCACAGAAGUUCUCACAGCCAUAUCCAAGAUCAUUCCGCUCUCUCUUGACCUGAAAUCAACCUACUCCUCCAGCAAUUCAAAGGACCAGGAAUUCAUUCAAAACCUUGCGCUUUUCCUUACCAAUUUCUUCGGUGUUCAUCUCAAUCUCAUCGAGAAUCUUCCGAAUCGCGAUUUCCUGACCCAUGCUCACUUCUACCUAAUCCGAAUUUCCCAAAUCGAAGACCGAGAAAUCUUUAAGAUCUGUUUGGAAUACUGGACCAAGCUUGUGCAGGAGUUGUACGAUGAGAUGCAAUCACUCCCUAUCACAGAUGUCAACCCACUCAUUAACAUGGGAGUUGGUGGACUUACAAAUCCCGGUGCACCAAACCCUAGUGUUCUGGCAAACUACCCGCUCCGCAAGCAUAAAUACAACGAAGUCUUGUCGAAUUUGAGAGUCGUUAUGAUUGAGAAGAUGGUCCGACCUGAGGAAGUGCUUAUCGUUGAGAACGAUGAGGGGGAGAUUGUUAGAGAAUUCGUGAAGGAGAGUGAUACUAUCCAGCUAUACAAGACGACGCGCGAGUGUCUGGUCUACCUCACCCAUCUGGAUGUCGUCGAUACCGAGCAAAUUAUGACCGAUAAGUUAGCACGCCAAGUUGAUGGCUCCGAAUGGUCGUGGGCCAACUGCAACACAUUGUGCUGGGCUAUUGGAUCCAUUUCCUUGGCAAUGAACGAAGAAACCGAGAAGCGUUUCUUGGUGACGGUUAUCAAGGACCUUCUUGGCCUUACAGAGAUGAAGCGAGGCAAGGACAACAAAGCUGUCGUGGCCAGUAACAUCAUGUACAUUGUCGGCCAAUAUCCACGAUUCCUGAAGGCACACUGGAAAUUCCUGAAAACCGUGGUCAAUAAGCUUUUCGAGUUCAUGCACGAAUCACAUGAAGGUUGCAAGCGACACUUCGUUGCCUUGCAACCAGGAGAGACAGAGCCAUUCAUUGAGGAAAUAGUUCGCACCAUGCGCAAGAUCACCUAUGAUCUCUCACCACAGCAGGUCCACACCUUCUAUGAAGCUUGUGGUUACAUGAUCGCCGCACAACCUCAAAAGAAUGCCCAGGAGCGCCUUAUCGCUGAACUGAUGUCAUAUCCGAAUGCUGCGUGGGAUCAAAUCAUCUCUCAAGCUACCGCCAACCCCACCACUCUGCAAGAUGCAGACACCAUCAAGAUUAUUGGAAACGUUAUGAAGACGAAUGUAUCGGCUUGCACGUCGAUUGGAAGCUACUUCUACCCUCAAAUCGGCAGAAUCUAUCUGGACAUGCUGUCUAUGUACCGUGCUACCAGCCAGAUGAUUUCUGAAGCAGUUGCUCGAGAUGGUGAAAUCGCAACAAAGAUGCCACGAGUUCGAGGCUUAAGAACAAUCAAGAAAGAGAUCUUGAAGCUGAUCGAGACUUAUGUUGAGAAGGCCGAUGAUCUUGAGAUGGUCCGAACAAACAUCGUCCCUGCUCUCCUUGAUGCUGUGCUCGUCGACUACAACCGAAACGUCCCCAACGCUCGUGACGCUGAAGUUCUGAAGGUCAUGUCGACAAUCAUUACGAAGCUUUCUUCUCUUAUGGAAGACCAAGUCCCUACAAUCAUGGAAAAUGUCUUUGAGUGUACCUUGGAGAUGAUUAACAAGGAUUUCUCGGAGUUCCCUGAGCAUCGUGUCGAAUUCUUCACACUCCUUCGCGCCAUCAACCUACACUGUUUCCCAGCUCUUCUCAAGCUCGAUAACAGACAAUUCAAGUUUGUCAUCGACUCUUGCAUGUGGGCCAGUAAGCACGACAACCGUGAAGUAGAAUAUGCUGGUCUUAACAUGUGUCUGGAGUUGAUUACAAACAUCGCAGAAACCGACCCCUCAACAUCGAAUGCUUUCUUCCAGCAAUUCUUCAUCCCCAUCCUACAGGACGUUUUCUUCGUACUUACCGACACAGACCACAAAGCUGGGUUCAAGUCACAGUCCAUGCUGCUUUCCCGAAUGUUUUACUUCGUUGAGCCCGCGGACGGUACGCAACCCAAGAUCCAAGGACCCAUCUACCAGCCAGAUCAGGCCCCUGCAGGAACAAGCAACAAGGAGUUCUUGGGCGGCUUCGUUGCCAAUCUAUUGCAGAAUGCCUUCCCAAACUUGCAACCGGGACAAAUCAAGAACUUUGUCGAGGGCUUGUUCACUCUCAACAGUGCUUACGACCGAUUCAAGCUCAACCUUCGUGAUUUCCUCAUCCAGUUGAAGGAAUUUGCGGGUGACAAUGCCGAGUUGUUUGCGGAGGAGAAGGAACAGAUGGAACGUGAUGCCAAGGCUGCUGAGCGAGAGCGGCUGUCAAAGGUUGGCGGCUUACUCAAACCUGCUGAGCUCGCAGAGGAUGAUGAUGAUUUGUGA
This is a messenger RNA of Hyaloscypha bicolor E, 3192 nucleotides long. RefSeq lists its product as uncharacterized. Lineage: Eukaryota; Fungi; Ascomycota; Leotiomycetes; Helotiales; Hyaloscyphaceae. The record is from RefSeq and is a predicted model, not a curated record. Gene Ontology annotation, biological process: protein export from nucleus; ribosomal small subunit export from nucleus; ribosomal large subunit export from nucleus. Gene Ontology annotation, cellular component: nucleus; cytoplasm. The transcript has 11 exons. Bases 1 to 3192 code for a protein of 1063 amino acids. Gene Ontology annotation, molecular function: nuclear export signal receptor activity; small GTPase binding.